This is a messenger RNA of Macadamia integrifolia, 513 nucleotides long. Its product is annotated as acyl-coenzyme A thioesterase 13-like. The record is from RefSeq and is a predicted model, not a curated record. NCBI's taxonomy places the organism in Eukaryota, Viridiplantae, Streptophyta, Magnoliopsida, Proteales, Proteaceae. Gene Ontology annotation, molecular function: fatty acyl-CoA hydrolase activity.
AUAUUAAAAAAUUAAAGGACCAUGAAUAUAAACAAUAGAAAAUUACGGCGGCGACCUCAGGAUCGAUCCAUUUGAAGCCAACUUGAUGUUUAAGUAGCUGAAGACAUACCAUUUACCAUUUGGUUGGGAUGCUGACUUCUUGUUGUCGAAUGUUAAUUGAGGAAUUGAGUUGCAGAAAGCUAAAUGGAUUUGGAUUCAGUGAGGAGAUUAUUAGAGAGAGGGGAAGAGGAGAUUGAGAAUAAUUCGAUCGAUGCAGUGUCCAGCAAAACUGAGUUUUUCGACCAUCUUACUUUGCAAGGGAUUCAAAUCGAUGUCAUCGAACCAGGUCGAAUCGUCUGCUCCAUGAAAGUCCCUCGUUGCCUUGUGAACUCUGAUGAUAACUUCCUGCACGGCGGGGUGACAGCAACGCUGGUGGACAUAGUUGGGGCAUUAACAAUGUAUACUGUUGGAGCUCAAACAACCGGUGUUUCUGUUGAAAUCAAUGUCACCUACUUGGAUGCUGCAUUUCCGGAU